AUGAGCAGCGGCAGCGCUGCCGCUGCUCGCGGAGAGGUCCGCGAAGCCUGGGCGCGCUGAUCUCAGCGCGCGCAGGCUCGGCAUGCCGGCAACUCUCCGCAAGCAGCGGCAGCGCUGCCGCUGCUCGCGGAGAGGUCCGCGAAGCCUGGGCGCGCUGAUCUCAGCGCGCGCAGGCUUCGGCAUGCCGGCAGCUCUCCGCAAGCAGCGGCAGCGCUGCCGCUGCUCGCGGAGAGGUCCGCGAAGCCUGGGCGCGCUGAUCUCAGCGCGCGCAGGCUUCGGCAUGCCGGCAACUCUCCGCAAGCAGCGGCAGCGCUGCCGCUGCUCGCGGAGAGGUCCGCGAAGCCUGGGCGCGCUGAUCUCAGCGCGCGCAGGCUUCGGCAUGCCGGCAACUCUCCGCAAGCAGCGGCAGCGCUGCCGCUGCUCGCGGAGAGGUCCGCGAGCCUGGGCGCGCUGAUCUCAGCGCGCGCAGGCUCGGCAUGCCGGCAACUCUCCGCAAGCAGCGGCAGCGCUGCCGCUGCUCGCGGAGAGGUCCGCGAGCCUGGGCGCGCUGAUCUCAGCGCGCGCAGGCUUCGGCAUGCCGGCAACUCUCCGCAAGCAGCGGCAGCGCUGCCGCUGCUCGCGGAGAGGUCCGCGAAGCCUGGGCGCGCUGAUCUCAGCGCGCGCAGGCUCGGCAUGCCGGCAACUCUCCGCAAGCAGCGGCAGCGCUGCCGCUGCUCGCGGAGAGGUCCGCGAGCCUGGGCGCGCUGA
Molecule: messenger RNA, 747 nt
Organism: Podarcis lilfordi (Lilford's wall lizard)
Lineage: Eukaryota; Metazoa; Chordata; Lepidosauria; Squamata; Lacertidae
Source: the annotation of a GenBank genome assembly